Messenger RNA from Armigeres subalbatus, 2604 nucleotides. RefSeq names its product type 1 phosphatidylinositol 4,5-bisphosphate 4-phosphatase-like. Bases 452 to 1198 code for a protein of 248 amino acids. The transcript has 6 exons. Gene Ontology annotation, molecular function: phosphatidylinositol-4,5-bisphosphate 4-phosphatase activity. The record is from RefSeq and is a predicted model, not a curated record. Gene Ontology annotation, biological process: phosphatidylinositol dephosphorylation. NCBI's taxonomy places the organism in Eukaryota, Metazoa, Arthropoda, Insecta, Diptera, Culicidae. Gene Ontology annotation, cellular component: late endosome membrane; plasma membrane; phagocytic vesicle membrane.
UUUCGAGCUAGCGCAGUCCGUUUGUUUCUUUCUCACGAUGAUUCAUUCGUUUAUCUCUAGCUUAGUAGUGCGUCCAUUGUAAAAAAAACUAAAAUUACCCUGUAAAUUAAUUGAUUUUCGGAGUAGUUUUGGUCAGCUUUAGUGCUGAUUGGUUUUAAAACCGGUUACGCGUUUGAUACAAGUUGAUUCCUAAUCCGCGAUCUGAGAUUUGGUGCGAAAAAGAAAAAAGCAAUACUGGCGAAAGGAGAGGUGAUUUUUAAAUGGUGGUGCAGUUUCGUGCAGUAAUUUCCAUUUGCAAUAUUUGGCUGAAACAACAGCGAAAGAGUGGAAGAGUGGGGCAGGCAGAACAAGUGUAAGUGAAGCUAAAUUAAAGUCAAGUGCGCUCUUCAAGGUCUGCUAGAAUUCUUGGAUUAAACCAGAAACCCGCUGGAUAGUAGACCGCAUCACCACCAUGGACGGAGAGUCGGAGAAGCAACCGCUGUUGAAACAGUCAUCCCAAUCAGGUCAACCGCAAUCCUCAUCGGAACAACCACCACCAGCGGUUGUCACAGCUUCCUCAAUUGGGCCCGAUGAACUCCCACCGUCCUACCAACAGGAACAACAAAGCAGUGUUAUCGUAACGUGUCGCGUCUGCCAGGCCUUGAUAGAUAUCUCGUGGAAGAAGGAACAGCACGUUGUCAAGUGCUCACAGUGCAAUGAGGCUACGCCAAUCCGCAACGCUCCACCUGGCAAAAAGUAUGUUCGCUGCCCCUGCAAUUGUUUGCUUAUUUGUAAGAGCUCCUCCCAGCGGGUGGCCUGCCCGAGGCCCAACUGCAAGCGCAUCAUCAACCUGGCGCCGAGUCCGGUGACGCCACCGUUGCUGUCGAUGCCCGGCAUGUGCCGUGUCAGCUGCGGCCACUGUCACGAUACAUUUUUGUUCGACACAAUGAAAAAUAACCUGGCCAGGUGCCCUCACUGUCGCAAGGUUUCCUCGGUCGGUGCAGACUUUUGUCGUAAGCGGCGUAAUCUGCUGCUGCUUGGAGGAUUGAUUUUCUUAGGAAUCGGUAUAGGCGUUACAUACGGUACUAUGAGCUACGCAAGGAGUCACAAUGGAAUGUAUAUUGCCUACAUCAGUCUGUUUUUGGUCGCUUUGCUUUUGUUCGCCAAGACGAUAUACUACUGCACACUGAAAGUGAGUAGCGUGGAAGGAGCAAUCUAAAGAGAGCCAUGGAAAAGUUCUCCUAGUUCAACGUCUUCUGUGCAUGUGUCGUUCCCUAUCUUCAAAAGAGAAAAAAAGGUAACCGGAAAAUCAAAAGAAAUUUUCUUUGCCCAUACACAACACUAGGAAACGAACAAUUUAUAGACAUUCCCAAGAGUGAACAGCACGAUAGCAAUCGAGGAUGUAUUAAUGUAGAACUCAUACACAAACUUUGUUAUUCGCUGCUGCCGAAUAGUGAUGGUUCCCAAACAGAUACAACAAUGCAGGUACAUUUUGUGUUAAUAACCUUCGAAUUAGCCACAGAUCUGGUUUAUUGGUUACAGAAUAAGAUGUGAAAGCCAUAUUCAAAUUUAACAGUGGAUGAGCUCGAACAAGGACAUUAGAAAAUGAUCUACGCUGUAACUCCCAAAGCGGUAGUAGAUGGUGAUGAGUAGCAUUAAGAUAAAGCAUAUAAAAGAUCAUCGAUACAUAUAAUAGAUAUGAUUUACUGGAACGUAUUUUUUACAUUUUACAUAUUGUAAUCACUCAUUCUGAAUUUAUAUGCUGUAUAAAUUAACCGGAUAAGUGCAGGAAGUGAUGUUUCUGAUCUUAUGUUUAAGAAAAGUUAUAUUUAAUUUAAUUAUAAAAUAAACUAUACGCAGAAACUGUAUGUUUGAAAAUACACUCAACAGUUUGGAAUUCAAUGGUAGACCAACAUGUCACUAUGUAUCGUUUUGGGCAAGAUUACACAUCUACAAAACAUAUUAUAUAAUAAAUAUCAUCAUUACUCUAUACUCGGUCAACAUUUAUUAAAUCAUCUACAUACCAUCAAAAAAUAUUAAAAAUGUCUAUCGAAAGAAUGAGAAAACUUUGCAAUAAUGGUAUAAAAUCCAGUAAAGAUGGAAAAAGUGUAAAUCAAAUCGAACAAUUGUGUACAUCCAUACGCUCCAUACUUCCAAACAUCUAGGUAAUUCAAAUCAUAAUUGUUCAGUUGUUGUAUAUUCUAUACAGUACGAUAAUAUCUUUGGAAUAUAACUAAGAAAGGGUGACACAAGAAAGAAAAUCAUUUUUGUUUAACUUGGCUAAAAGUAAGUGCAAACGGUUGAUAAUCGCAAAAAAUAUGCCAUUGAGUUGCACAUCGUCGUACGUUUUUUUUUUUAUGACUUGCUUUCGUUUGCCCCGGAAAAUGAUAUUACAUCUAUUACAUCUAUACUAAAAUAGGAGCAGUUAAGAAUGUAAACUAUGUGCUUUGAUCAAUCGCAAAACCUAUAGCUCCAAGAAUCGAAAGAAAACAAAAACACUUUUAGCCUCCCAGUUGUGGGUUUAUUAUUAUCUAUUAUAAACCUUACGAUAUAUACAUUUACUACAAAACAACCGAAAAGCGGGCAAAAAUAAAAAGAAAAUUAGGAAAAUUGUAGCGUGUUUAA